Molecule: messenger RNA, 4132 nt
Organism: Strongylocentrotus purpuratus (purple sea urchin)
Lineage: Eukaryota; Metazoa; Echinodermata; Echinoidea; Camarodonta; Strongylocentrotidae
Product: fatty acid amide hydrolase
Exons: 15
Coding region: 134-1972 (612 amino acids)
Molecular function (GO): catalytic activity
Source: RefSeq, a predicted model, not a curated record
CUAGCUAUGAAGAUGACCUACCAUUGAAUUUGAUCACUGCCCUGUUACUCGUAUGGUAUGGGUUUUUGUGAGCUCUGCCUCCAAUCGCUCUUCGAUUUUAGGCAGUGAAAUAAGUCAGAAAGUUUAGACAACCAUGGGGUACGUCCAGUCGCUGUUUGGUAUAUUCUCAGGAGCCUUUGUGUUUUGGUUACUCUUUGUAAGAAGAGCUACCAAACCUGGUAAGCUGAUCAGAAGACGCAGACUGACACCGGAGAACUACGAGUACAACAUGGUUCGAGCGACCAUACCCCUUCGAUCUUCCGGUAACCUUCUGAGAUUUGUACGUCACCUUUCAAACACGUGGAUUGGCAGAUUGAUUCUCAACCCUAAAACCAAAAGAGCACUUCACUACAAUAUGCUCCACAAUUAUGUGAUAGAGGAUCACCCCACAUAUGAACCAGUAAUGCCUGCCAGUGAACCUAGUGAAGCAAGAAAUCCGCUAGAGAUUGAUUUAAAUUAUCUCAUUCAACCAGAGAGGAAAGAAAGCCAUGAUUUUAAGUUCAGAACAGUCUCGGACUUCUAUCAUGCUUAUAGGUCAGGUAAGGUGACUCCAGAAGAUAUAGCUGAGUGUGUUAUGGAAGACGUGGAGAAGACAGAACAAAUGAAACCUAGGAUGAGAAUGCUAGCAGAAUAUGAUGUUGAGGAUGUUUAUAAGAUGGCAAGGGAAUCAACUAUACGGAUCAAUAAUAAGAAGCCUCUUUCAAUCUUUGAUGGGAUACCUGUUGUCAUCAAGGAAGAAUUAGCUGUCAAACCAUACCAUCUUCGUAGCGGAACCACGUUCCUGGGUCGUGACCCUGUGAAGGAGGAGUCUACUAUAGCAGCUAAGCUGCGUGCCGGGGGCGCUGUGAUCAUAGGGGUAGCUAACAUGCAUGAAGUCGGCCUGGGCGUCACCGGUAUGAACAUCAGUGCGAGUGGUACUGCACGCAAUCCUUACAACCCUCACCAUUACCCCGGUGGCAGUUCAUCUGGUUCAGGGGCCUGUGUGGCUGCUGGUCUGUGCCCCAUCGCCAUAGGAACAGAUGGAGGUGGUUCAGUGCGCAUCCCUUCUACGCUGUGUGGCAUUGUGGGAUUGAAGCCGACCCAUGGGCGUUGGUCACGGCACGGCACCAUGCCCCUCUGUCGUACAGUGUCUGUAGCAGGCCCUAUGACGACAUGUGUACAGGAUACAGCCAUGCUCCUAGAGUUCUUGGCCGGUGAAGACCCUCUAGACUCUGCCACUUGGCAUCAGCCAACCUUGACGAUUGGUGACCUUCAGCCGAAAAGCCUGAGCGGACUCAAGAUUGGCAUCGACUGGAAACACUUCAGGGAUGCCAAUGCAGAGAUUGUUGCAGAAUGUGAAAAAGCUGUGGUAUACUUGGAGAAACAAGGAGCAGAGCUGGUGGCCAUCAACAUCCCAGAAUGUGAGGAGAUGAGAAUGGCCCAUUGUCUCCUCAUCUCCACAGAAAUGCAUUCUUUCCUCCAAGAAGCCUAUAGAGAUAAUCUCUGUGAUUUUGUUGGAGACACUGCCCUUGUUCUAGGCCUGGCUUCAUCAGCUAAUGCAGUGGAGUACAUCAAUGCUAACAAACAACGAACAAGAACUAUCCAUUUCCUCAAGCAGAUCUUCAAACAAGUGGAUGUCAUUAUCUGUCCAGGUUGUGGCAUCACUGCACCAAGGAUACAACCAGGUGACCUCAAAUAUGGUGUCAAUGACACCGGCAUGAUCAUCGAUAUUAUGAGGUUUUCUCCACUGGCCAAUCUGACUGGCAUCCCGGGACUAGUUGUCCCGGUGGGCUACGACGCAAAGAACCUUCCGAUCGGUCUGCAGAUCAUGGGCCCUUGGUGGGAGGAGGAUAGACUCCUCAGGGUAGGGGCGGUGGCAGAGAGGAUGCUGGCAAAGAAACACCAACCACAGGUCUACUUUGAUGUUCUCAAAGAAGCUAUGAGUUCACCGUGAGAAUAACAAAAUCAGCGUCAAAAUUUAAAAACGUUUUUUGGUCCGAAUUGGCAACUCUGAUGCUACAUUGGAAUAAAAUUACAAUAACUGCUGGUGUAUGUUAAUUUUCUCAAAAGAGUUCACAUUGCAAUGAGAAAAAUCAAUGGUUUUCGGUCAGUAUCAUAUUUCUUUAUAGCUUUAGGAUCCUUUUUUUUUUUGGGGGGGGGUUCAAAUUGGCAACUGUGAUGCUAGAAAGCACCAAUGACGGGUGUACGUGGAGGUGCUCAAGAAAGCCAUAGAUUCACUUUCAGUAUCUGCUCAAGAGAGAAACAACAAUGAUAAUCAGUCAUUGUCAGAUUUCAAAAGGCCUUUUAUUACCAACCACACUGGAAAUGUACGUUGUAUAUAUUUACUCAGUUGAGUUCACUGAGUAGUUAGAAGUCAUUAAAUCGCCCAUGGAAACUUCGGGAGAGAUUCAAAUGAUUAAUUAUUCAAGAGCAAAGGGCAAAAUUAUCAACUCAAGGCAUGCUUAUUCAGGUAACCAACGUUGGGUCUAAAUGGAGGUGAUCAAGGCAGCCAUAAAUUUACUUUCUGUAUCUGCUCAAGAGAGAAACAAGGAUGAUAAUCAAUCAAUGUCAGAUUUCGAAAGGCCGUUAUUACCAACCACACUUAUUAGAAGUCAUUAAAUCGCCCAAGGAAAACUAUGGGAGAGAUAUCGAUUCCCCUUUUUUGGAACUUUUUGAUAUUACUGUAAAUGAGGUUAAACGAUAUAUCGCCCAUGCCAAUGAAGGUCAUGACCAAUUACUAAAUGCAUAUUAUAAUCCAGAGCCUUUCAAUGCCAUUGAGAAGCAUUUUGCUAAUGUACCAUUAUGGUCAUGUAUGAUGCUUGGCGAGCUAUCACGGCAUGGCGAUCAAUCAAAAGAAUUUUAUGCAAAUUACAAACAUCUCCAUGAUCGUAUGAUUUCUAAAAACCCUCAUUUCCAGAAUAUUUUUAGUGACAAUCGGACACAAGGGACAAUGGAAAAGUAUAUGCAAGAGACAAAGCGGAUAAUGUUGAAUAUUAAAAAGAGUUUGACGACUUGAUGAGCUAGUUAGAUUAUAUAAGAGGGAUUUUACAAGUGUCCGAAGAACAGAAAUAGUUAUUACCAUCAUGACUCAUUCUCAACUCAAGGCAUGCUUAUUCAGGUAAUAAAUGUUUAUUCAGGAACUGAAUGAGAAGUUAAUUUACCAGCCUAUAACCAGUGAAACUCUGUCUCUAGAUGAAUAACAGAGAAAAGAUUUGUGAGAGAGUAAAUUAAAAAUUCAAUUUCUUGAAAAAUUAGAAAGUACUACUCAUGAAAAUCAUUUUGAUUACAGUACAUAUAACAAAUGUAGCAACUAUGGGGCGAUUUUUUUAUAACUUUGCUAUGAAAUACUGUUCAAAUCAGUUGAGAAAAUUAAAGUCUUUCGUAAAUACCAGAUGAAUAAUAUUUUGUAUACACAUGUGUUAAUACUUGAGGUUUAUAGGGACCAGAUAAUUCAGUACUCUUAAAGAGAUCACUGCUGUUUUGCAUCAAAUGCUUUUGUGUGGUGUGCUGUAUUUGGAACUCAGGUGAAAUUAUUGCAAUGAGGUUAUAAAGUAAUCAGAAUUUACUAUUUGAAACGUCAUAAACUGCCAGUAUAUUGUUCAUUAUGUUAGCAAUCUUCAUUAUGAUUAGAACAUGAAAAAUGUAACCAUUAGCAUAAUGUGCUUGAAGUGUUGGUGUACCUUAGUGUAUUAACAGGCACUCAGGUACUCAUUUGAAGUAAGUUGUGCAUGACAUUUCAUGCUUGAUGUUGCUUUGUCACAUAUGUGUGACAAAUAUAGACUAGAUUAUGUGUGAACCACAAUCUCUGCCAUUACCACAAGUUGAUGUAUUUCAGCAUUUUUUUGUUAUGCUUUUAAUUAUUUACUAAAUGUAAUUGAACUUCAGUUUUGUAAUACUUUUUGGAAGAUUUUCACAUUACUAUGAUUGAAAUUAUGUGUUAAAAAUGUUUUUGUAAAAAAUUGUUUAUUGUUAAUGAUUGCUAUUUUAAAGCUUUAAUUGAAAGUACAUGACUGUACUGCCAAAUUAUUCUAGACAUUCCUAGAGUUUCUUUGAUCUGAGUAUUGGAAAGAAAUCAGGGAUUUAAUUCUGAUAAAUUAUCAAUGUUUUAAUGCCA